This is a messenger RNA of Clarias gariepinus (North African catfish), 2862 nucleotides long. It is a transcript of the gene slc39a7, whose product is annotated as solute carrier family 39 member 7. The transcript is spliced from 8 exons. The record is from RefSeq and is a predicted model, not a curated record. Gene Ontology annotation, molecular function: zinc ion transmembrane transporter activity. Bases 104 to 1570 code for a protein of 488 amino acids. Gene Ontology annotation, biological process: zinc ion transmembrane transport; intracellular zinc ion homeostasis. Gene Ontology annotation, cellular component: membrane. NCBI's taxonomy places the organism in Eukaryota, Metazoa, Chordata, Actinopteri, Siluriformes, Clariidae.
CAGAGGCGCAGAGUGCAUCAGAUGAGCUGCAGCCCCAGAGUUCAGACUAAAAUCCAUUAAUUAAUACAGAUUAACACAGGGCACAUUCCGGAGAGGAGGUGAGAUGAGGGCCCUGUAUGUGUGUGCGCUGCUGCUGGUGUUUGGUUUAGCAGUGCUGUCAUGUGACCACGGGCAUCACCACGGGCACGGACACGGACAUCACCAUGGGCAUCACCAUGGACACCAUCACGGGCACCAUCAUGGGCAUCAUCAUGACCACCAUCAUGGGCAUCACCAUGGUCACGAUCAUGGACAUCACCAUGAUCACGAUCAUGGACAUCACCAUGAUGGGGAUGUGAAGAUGUUUCACGGUGCGAGCAAAUGGAGCGCAGAGGCAAAUAUGCCUGCUGGGGAAGAGGAGGAGGAGCUCCACCAGGGCCACGCCCACGAGCAUGAUCAUGCUGACAAUCAUGAAUCCGCUCAGGAACAAGCUCACGAUCAUGGACAUGAUCAUGGACACGCCCAUGAACACACCCACGAUCACGGACACACCCAUGGACAUGACCAUGGCCACUCGCACGAACACGGACACUCCCACAAACACAGCUCUGUCAAACAGUCGCAGGCUGAGAGCCGUGACUCCGUGCAGUUGUGGAUGCAGGCAGUGGGAGCGACGUUGCUGAUCAGUGCGGCGCCGUUCCUCAUCCUCUUCCUCAUCCCGGUGCAGUCGAACUCGGAUCAGCACCAGAACCUGCUGAAGAUCCUGCUGAGCUUUGCGUCGGGGGGGCUGCUGGGGGACGCCUUCCUGCACCUCAUCCCUCACGCGCUGGCACCUCACUCUCACCAUGGAAAUAAGGACGAAUCAGCCGGCCACGAUGAGUCACAUGGCCAUUCUCAUGGUGCUGCACAUGAUCACAUGAUGUCUGUGGGUCUGUGGGUCCUGGGAGGCAUCGUGGCGUUCCUGGUGGUGGAGAAGUUUGUGCGUCUGCUAAAAGGAGGGCACUCGCAUUCACACUCGCACUCGCACGGUUCUUCGAAAUGCAAGGACAGUGACGGGGAGGAGCAGGAGAAGAAGGAAGGAGGGAAAAAAGAUCAGAAAAAGGACAAAAAGGGGAAAAAAGCAAAAGAGGACAGCUCAGAUAUUAAAGUAUCAGGUUAUCUGAACCUGGCAGCCGAUUUCACCCACAAUUUCACGGACGGACUGGCCAUCGGCGCCUCUUUCCUGGUUGGUCCUGCCGUUGGCGUGGUAACCACCAUCACCAUCCUUCUGCACGAGGUGCCUCACGAGAUCGGAGACUUCGCCAUCCUCGUCCAAUCAGGAUGCACCAAGAAGAAGGCCAUGUGUCUCCAGCUCCUCACUGCCAUCGGCGCGUUAGCUGGCACCGCCUGCUCCCUGUUGGCCGAGGGAGUGGGUGCAGCCGCCACCGCCUGGAUCCUGCCCUUCACGGCCGGCGGCUUCAUCUACAUCGCCACGGUGACGGUGCUGCCAGAGCUGCUGAGUGGGCGCGCGAGCCUGGGCCAGUCGGUGAUGGAGGUCGCCGCCAUGCUGUUUGGCGUCGGGAUGAUGGUGAUCAUUGCCGAGUACGAGUGAGACGCAGGGAGAGACUGAAUUCUCAGGGGAAGACAAACAGAAAACCAUGUGUAAAUGUGUCGAUGAUUACAGUUGAGUGUGUGUGUGUGUGUGAGAGAGAGCCUUUGAUAAAGAAGUGCACUAAAAGAUAUAAAGUCAGAGCUCAUUUGUGUCCAAAAAUGGACCAACAUGAUCACGUCCUCAGCUGAAACCGCACACACAUACACACACACACACACAUUUACACUUAUUUUUCUGAUUGCUAUCCAAAUGAUGCACAAUUUAAAUUCUUUGAAUUUAACGGCAAACGUCUGUGUUGCUUUCUGAAAAGUGGAAACUCUCGCUGGCUCGCAUUCUUAUAACAUCAGAAAUAUCCAUAUUAGUGUCCUGGUUACAGCGUAGUGGACACAUUCGCUUUGAUUUUACCUCUUUCCCCAAAAGCAGUUUCUGUUCCUUCACUGAUUUAUUAUUUUUUUUAUAUAUAUAUACAAUUUUUUUUUUUUUACUUUUUUUUUAUUUUAUUUGGGACAAAUGUUGAAAUAUCGUCAGCGAAUCACUGUAAUAGCUACAUCACUGGACAAUGAAAGGUGUGAUGUGUUUAAUGGCUUCAACGUUUUGUGUCCCAUGUUAUGAUUGUCCAGCCCGCCCCAAUAGGUAGUGGUAGUUGUAUAAUGACAUAUUGGUCAGCAUAAGGGGCAGAAAAGUUUUUUUUUUUUUUUUUUUUUCCUCUGAAAAGCAAACACUCCUGUCCAGAAUGAAUCUGUCCCUGUCCCAUCACUUAAAGAGUCUAAUCUAGUUAAUCUAAUGAUUUUUUUAUUUUAUUUUAAUGUAAUUCUCUAUAAUGAUGUGAUGAGGUAAGAGCUAAUCUUUAAACCCUGUUAAUUUUAUUUUUUUAUUGUCCUCCACCUUCAGGUCACUGUGUCUAUAAUGACCUGUCUAGUUCUCUAAUAUGGAUAUGUCUCCUUUUCACUUUUGGUUUUUGGUUGCCGGUUUGAGCCAGCAACAUGCAGUAAAAUGUAAUGAGCGUACAUCCAGCAUUACAAUGUACAAAUCCCCCCCCCACCCCUUUCAGAGAUGAAUCUUUUCUGUCUCUCUCACAGGUCAUCAUGUUAUUUUAUUUUGUUUUUUACGGUAUUGAUUUGAUAUUCGUGUCACGUCCUCCCUUUGUAAACGUACCCUUUUUGUGGUUACUGAAUCAGUCUGUUUUGUUUGUGCCGAGAAUCAAUUCUAAAAUGUUGAAUCAAGUGACAAUAUUUAUUCAACACACUAUAUGGCUAUUGAGGAUGUUUAUAAAUAUAAAUAUUGGCACCCUC